Phialemonium atrogriseum is the source of this 2736-nucleotide messenger RNA. RefSeq names its product Cullin-domain-containing protein. The transcript has 2 exons. Gene Ontology annotation, molecular function: ubiquitin protein ligase binding. The coding region runs from base 1 to 2736 and encodes 911 amino acids. Gene Ontology annotation, biological process: ubiquitin-dependent protein catabolic process; DNA damage response; protein ubiquitination. The record is from RefSeq and is a predicted model, not a curated record. Gene Ontology annotation, cellular component: Cul4-RING E3 ubiquitin ligase complex. Lineage: Eukaryota; Fungi; Ascomycota; Sordariomycetes; Cephalothecales; Cephalothecaceae.
AUGCAUUCCACAAUCUCGAAACCACCCGCCGAAGGCCCCUCUUCUUCCCCGACCACGGCACCGCCCAAGAGGAGGCACCGCGUCGACUCUAACCCUCACGCCCAGUGGUCAUCGUCCAGCGCCGCCCCCGACCCUAAGCGCGUCUGCUCCGACGACUCACGAUCCCAGACCCCCACUCCCGGACCACAGAACCACCACCCCCAGCAGCCCGGCGGAGGCCCCAUGCUGUCCGCAAAGAGCCAGGGCAAGCGGCCCGAGGUCAUCGACCUCACCGGCAGCGGCGCCGACUCGUCCGUCCACACGACACAUGCGGCCGCCACCGGCGGCCGGCCCGGGACCGCCUACGCAGCCCUCCACAGCAACCUCGGCGGCGGGCCAACCAGGCGGGCGGCGGCGUUCCAGCCGCACUCGGGCGCGCGCAAGCUCGUCAUCAAGAACUUCCGCCCCGCGACGCCGGCCCGGAGCGCGGGCGUGGACGAGUACUACGCGCGGGCGUGGGCGGACCUCGGGGCGGCGCUGACGGAGGUGUUCGCGGGCCGGCAGCCGCGGCAGCCGCUGGAGAGGCUGUACCGCGGGGUGGAGGACCUGUGCCGGAAGGGGGAGGCCGAGAGGCUGACCGAGAUGCUGCGGGCGAGGUUCGAGGAGCACCUCGGGAGGGAGCUGCUGGGCCGCAUCCGGAGCGACGGGGCCGCCGCGGGGGGCGGCAACGUCGGCGUACUUGGGGCGGUGCUGGCGCACUGGAAGGGCUGGAGCGCGCAGCUGACGCUGGUGCGGAGCAUCUUCGGGUACCUGGACAGGAGCUUCCUGGUCAACAACAAGGCGCUGGCGCAGAUCAACGACAUGGGCAUCGUCCUAUUCAGGAGGAUGGCGUUCGUGUCGCGCAGGGACUCGGACGAGCCGGCACCGGGGCCGGCGGCCCUCGCGGGCAUGUGCGAGCUGGUCGGGCUCGACCGCGGCGGAGAUGAGCGGUUCGACCCGGCGCUGCUGAAGGAGUCGGUGUCGAUGCUGCACGUCUUCAACGUCUACGGGAAGUCGUUCGAGCCGCGCUUCCUGAGGGAGUCAAUUGCUUACUUCGAGGGAUUUGCCGAGGAGAGGAGCUUGUCCUGCAGCCUGAAGGAGUACAUCGCCGCCUGCGAGAGGGUGCUCAAGAGGGAGGACCACAGGUGCGUCGCGUACAACUUCGACAGCACGACCAAGCGGCAGCUCCUGGACGCCGCCCACGAGAUCCUGAUUGAGAAGUACUCGUCCAAGCUGCUGGACGCCGGGAGUGUUGCCAAACUGCUAGACGAGAACGAGGCCGAGUCGAUGAAGGCCCUCUACGAACUACUGCGGCUAUCGGGCAUACAGAAAAGAUUAAAACAGCCUUGGGAAGAGUAUAUCCGACAGGCAGGGGCGGCCAUCGUGCAGGACACUACACGAGGGGACGAAAUGGUGGUUAGGUUAUUGGAGCUCCGAAGGACACUCGAUAUAAUGAUCCGAGAUGCCUUUGCUAAAGACGAAGACUUCACAUACGGUCUCCGGGAGGCUUUCGGCGGCUUCAUAAACGACAAGAAGAUAGCGUCCGCAUGGAACACGGGCACCUCGAAGGUGGGCGAGAUGAUCGCAAAAUACAUCGACAUGCUGCUCCGCGGGGGGCUGAGGACGCUGCCCAAGACCCUGCUGUCCGACAGCAAGGACCGGGCAGCGGCUGAGCAGAGCGGGGUGGCGAGCACGGCCGACGAGGAUGCCGAACUCGACCGGCAGCUGGACCACGGACUCGAACUCUUCCGCUUCAUAGAGGGCAAGGACGUCUUCGAGGCGUUCUACAAGAAGGACUUGGCACGGCGGCUGCUCAUGGGCCGGAGCGCCAGCCAGGACGCGGAGAGGAACAUGCUUACGAAGCUUAAGAGCGAGUGCGGCUCGAGUUUCACGCACAACCUCGAGCAGAUGUUCAAGGAUCAGGAGCUGGCCAAGGACGAGAUGGCUUCCUACAAGAUGUGGAAAGAGGGUACCGGACCCGGUAAGACCGACCUCGACCUCAACGUCAGCAUACUCUCUGCUGCGGCCUGGCCGUCAUAUCCCGAUGUGCGAGUCCUCCUGCCGCCCGAGGUGCUGGAGCACAUUGAGCGUUUCGACCGGUACUACAAGACCAAACACACGGGCCGCCGCCUCACGUGGAAACACAACCUGGCGCACUGCGUGGUCAAGGCGACCUUCGACCGCGGGCCCAAGGAGCUGCUUGUCAGCGCGUUUCAGGCCGUCGUUCUCACGCUCUUCAACGAGGUCGAAGACGGCGGUUUCCUGUCCUACGAGCAGAUCUCGCACUCGACGGGCCUCACGGGCGGCGAGCUGGAGCGGACGCUGCAGUCGCUCGCGUGCGGCAAGACGCGGGUGCUCCGGAAGCACCCCAAGGGCCGGGACGUCAAGGCCACGGACACGUUCACGGUCAACACGUCGCUCCCCGACCCCAAGUACCGCAUCAAGAUCAACCAGAUCCAGCUCAAGGAGACCAAGGAGGAGAACAAGGCGACGCACCAGCGCGUGGUGGCCGACAGGCAGUUCGAGACCCAGGCGGCCAUUGUGCGCAUCAUGAAGAGCAGGAAGACCAUGACGCACAGCCAGCUGGUGGCCGAGGUUAUCAACCAGACCAAGAGCAGGGGCGCCGUCGAUGCGGGGGAGAUUAAGAAGAACAUCGAGAAGCUUAUCGAGAAGGAUUACCUCGAUCGGGAGGACGGCUCCUACACGUACUUGGCGUGA